Messenger RNA from Drosophila kikkawai, 2438 nucleotides. RefSeq names its product V-type proton ATPase subunit VhaSFD (gene VhaSFD). NCBI's taxonomy places the organism in Eukaryota, Metazoa, Arthropoda, Insecta, Diptera, Drosophilidae. Gene Ontology annotation, biological process: proton transmembrane transport. The record is from RefSeq and is a predicted model, not a curated record. Gene Ontology annotation, cellular component: lysosomal membrane; vacuolar proton-transporting V-type ATPase, V1 domain. Gene Ontology annotation, molecular function: proton-transporting ATPase activity, rotational mechanism.
ACACGUUGGCAGCCCCAAAAAGUCACAAGACCCAAGUCAGCUGAAUUUCGGUGAAUCGCAGUAGUGUGAAAAACACUCGGUAAAUUUGAUAGAUUUUCAUAAAUUCUGUUCUUGAAUUUGUGUGUGCGAGCGCCCAUCCGUUUCUGCGUAGCAACCGCCGUCGUAAGAAAGCCAGCAAAAUGACUACCGCCCUGUAUUUGCCCGAGGAAAACAUCGACAUGAUUGCGGCCACUUCGGUGCUGCAGCAGCAGGCCGCCGACAUCCGCACCAGGACCAUCAACUGGGCCUCAUACAUGCAGUCGCAGAUGAUCAGCGAGGAGGACUACAAGGCAAUCAGUGCGCUGGACAAGUCGCGUGCCAGUUACUUGGCCCAGAACUCCAGCCAGGUGGUCAAGACGCUGCUGAAUCUGGUCUCGCACCUGUCGAAGGACUCCACCAUCCAGUACAUACUCGUGCUGUUGGAUGAUCUGCUGCAGGAGGAUCGCUCACGUGUGGAUUUGUUCCAUGAGACGGCCGGCAAGCUGAAGCAGUGCAUCUGGGGACCGUUCCUGAACCUGCUCAACCGUCAGGAUGGCUUCAUCGUGAACAUGUCGUCGCGCAUUCUGGCCAAGUUUGCCUGCUGGGGCCAUGAGACGAUGCCGAAGUCCGAUCUGAACUUCUAUCUGCAGUUCCUGAAGGAUCAGCUGGCCACCAAUGGCUUAGCCUAUCUGCAAGAGAUGGCCCAACUGGCCAAGCGGACACAAACGAUCAUUGUGCACACGCAUGGACUGCAUGGCAAAGACAAAGACCACCAUGGCCAUCAAUACAGUCCCACUUUGGCCCAGUUGCAGCAUCAGCACGAGCUGGCCGAGAGGGCCAACGAGCGCUAUCGGGAGGUGGCCGGUGGCGACGAGCAGCAGCAGCAGAGCGGCAUACCGAACAACGAAUACAUCCAGUCGGUGGCCCGUUGCCUUCAGAUGAUGCUGCGCGUGGACGAGUACCGAUUCGCCUUUGUGGGCGUCGAUGGUAUCAGCACUCUGAUCCGCAUCCUGUCGUCGCGUGUCAACUUCCAGGUGCAAUACCAGCUGGUCUUCUGCCUGUGGGUGCUGACCUUCAAUCCCCUGCUGGCUGCCAAGAUGAACAAGUUCAGCGUCAUUCCCAUCCUGGCCGAUAUCCUCAGCGAUUGUGCCAAGGAGAAGGUGACGCGCAUCAUCCUCGCGGUCUUCCGCAAUCUGAUUGAGAAACCGGAGGAUUCCUCGGUGGCCAAGGACCAUUGCAUUGCCAUGGUCCAGUGCAAGGUGUUGAAGCAGCUUUCCAUCCUCGAGCAGCGUCGCUUUGAUGACGAGGAUAUCACCGCCGAUGUGGAGUACCUGAGCGAGAAGCUGCAGAAUUCGGUGCAGGACCUCAGCUCCUUCGACGAGUACGCCACAGAGGUGCGCAGCGGUCGUCUGGAAUGGUCGCCCGUCCAUAAGUCGGCCAAGUUCUGGCGCGAGAAUGCCCAGCGCCUCAAUGAGAAGAACUACGAACUGCUGCGAAUCCUCGUCCAUCUCCUGGAGACCUCCAAGGACGCCAUUAUCCUCUCCGUUGCCUGCUUUGAUAUUGGAGAGUAUGUGCGUCACUAUCCCCGCGGCAAGCAUGUCCUGGAGCAGCUGGGUGGCAAGCAGAUCGUGAUGCAGCAUUUGGGCCACGAGGAUCCCAAUGUGCGGUACGAGGCCCUGCUGGCUGUGCAGAAGCUGAUGGUACACAACUGGGAAUAUCUGGGCAAGCAGCUGGAGAAGGAGAACGAGAACCAGAAGCAAGGUGCCGCCCCCAUUGCUGGCAAGGCCUAAACAAUCAGUCAGUCAGUCAUCCAUGCACACAGGCACAGGCACACACAGCAAAUAUUUUAGCCAGGCCGCCAGCCUGAGACCUUAACGAAACAAUAAGAGUCGUGGAGAGGGAUCAACACUACAUACUAUCUCCGAUUCAGCCACUUCUCCACUUAACAUGAUGUUUGUUCUUGCUACCUUUAAGCGCAUGUUUGUUCCCCCGUUUAAACUAAGUUCUUGUUAGUCCAUCGUCCCCCUUACGCCCUCUGCCCCCACAUAGAACGUAUUGAAAGAACAAUUCGAUUUUUGUUGGCAUUCCAAAUACAGAAAAAAAAAGCUAUCCUAGGCGAUUGUUCCAUUCAGUUCGAUUGUUUAUAUUUUGUUGUUAUUAUUAUUUGUGUUCUUAAUUUAUGUGUGCGCGCUGUACAGAGUUUGUCUUAAUCAAAUGAUAUGCACUUUUAAUGUAUUAUAAUAUCGCCAGCGCACCCACAACUAAAAAAAAAAACAGAAAACAAAACUAAGCAAAACAAAAAAUAUAUUGUAUAAACCUAUCAAGUAUUUCUUUCAUUAAAAUCUAAACGAAGUAAGCAUAUAAAUCAAAUGAUAAAUGAAAAAUAUGUAUUGCAUAAUAAAGUUGUUAUUAAAAGUGUA